AUGUACUUACAGCCAGACUAUGCUGCCAAACGGAAGGCCUGCAACCAUUUGCGUAACUUUGCGGAUGUAUAUGACUCCUGUGGCAGUGUGAAAACCAUCUUGGACUGGACUGCCGACCAUCAGGACAUCAUUGUCCCAGGGGCUGGAAUGACCCUGGCAUGGUACUGUGACUGUUUCACUCUUCACUAUGGGCUAUGUAUAAAGGGUUGGGGUCAAUUAAUUCAGUUUUAAAUUAAAUUAACUUUCCAAUGCCCAUUGUUUUCUAUGGGGAAUUUUAAGUGAACUUCCUGCUACUCGGUGGAUGGCAUUCAGAGCAACAGUAAAACUAGUCUGAGUAAUCAUCAACUCCUCAUCUUACUCACACCAGCUGUGCCUGCCAUAACCCAUGUACUGUCCUGAACAGUAUCUGACUGACAUUGACAGUGUUUCUUCCUCAGCUGGUGAUUGGGAACUUUGGCCUAACAGUAGUCUUGGAUGGUAUUUUGGGCCAUCAUGGUCCCCUCUGCUGAUGUCCAACGACCUGAGGGACAUCUGUCCCCAGUCCAAGCAGCUGCUGCAGAACAUACAGGUCAUCCUCAUCAGUCAGGACCAGCUGGGUAGGCAGGGCUAUCGUACUGCCAAGGUAGUACACCUCUGCUCUGUCAUGGUAAUGCUCAAUGGAGAAUAAUACAAACGCAACACAAAACUAGGGCAUAUGCAACUUCUGUUCUGUGGUAUGUAUAUGUCAGACUACUCGUGCUAAUAGUUGAAUGCAACUAAUAUUAUACCCACAUGCGGCUACACCAUAACACAGGGCUUAAAAAUCAUGAAACGCCCAAGAAAUGACAUAUACUCUGAACAAAAAAACUCUACAAUUUCAAAGAUUUUACUGAGUUACAGUUCAUAUAAGGAAAUCGUCAAUUGAAAUGAAUUAGUCCUUAAUCUAUGGAUUUCACAUGACUGGGAAUACAGUUAUGCAUCUGUUGGUCACAGAUACCUUUAAAAAAAGGUAGGGGCGUGUAUCAGAAAACCAGUCAGUAUCUGAUGUGACCACACAUCUCCUUGGCAUAGAGUUGAUCAGGCUGCAGACUGUGGCCUGUGGAAUGUUAUCCCACUCAUCUUCAAUGGCUGUGCGAAGUUGCUGAUAUGGGCGGGAACUGGAACAAGCUGUCGUACGCGUUGUUCCAGAGCAUCCCAAACGCGCUCAAUGGGUGACAUGUCUGGUGAGUAUGCAGGCCAUGGAAGAACUUGGACAUUUUCAGCUUCCAGGAAUUGUUUACAGAUCCUUGCGACAUGGGGACCAUACAUUAUCCUGCUGAAACAUGAGGUGAUGGCAGGGGAUGAACGUCCCUACAAUAAGGAUCUUGAUCAAAUGCAAUUGUGUUUGUUGUCCGUAGCUUAUGCCUGCCUAUACCAAAAACCCGCUGCCACCAUUGGGCACUCUGUUCACAACGUUAACAUCAGCAAACCACUCGCACACACGUCUGCCAUCUGCCCGGUAUAGUUGAAACCGGGAUUCAUCCAUGAAGAGCACACUUCUCCAGCGUGCCAGUGGCCAUCGAAGGUGAGCAUUUGCCUACUGAAGUCGGUUACGACGCCAAACUGCAGUCAGGUCAAGACCCUGGUGAGGACGACGAGCAGGCAGAUGAGCUUCCCUGAGACGGUUUCUGACAGUUUGUGCAGAAAUUCUUCGGUUGUGCAAACCCACAGUUUCAUCAGCUGUUAGGUGGUUGGUCAUAGACGAUCCUACAGGUGAAGAAGCCGGAUGUGGAGGUCCUGGGCUGGCGUCGUUACACGUGGUCUGCAGUUGUGAGGCUGGUUGGACGUACUGCCAAAUUCUCUAAAAUGACGUUGGAGGCAGCUUAUGGUAGAGGAAUGAACAUUAAAUUCUCUGGCAACAGCUCUGGUGGACAUUCCUGCAGACAGCAUGCCAAUUGAACGCUCCCUCAAAACUUGAGACAUCUGUGGAAUUGUGUUGUGUAACAAAACUGUGUGCCCUUUUAUUGUCCCCAGCACAAGGUGUGCCUGUGUAAUGAUCAUGCUGUUUAAUCAGCUUCUUGAUAUGCCACAGCUGUCAGGUGGAUGGAUUAUAUUGGAAAAGGAGAAAUGCUCAGUAAAAGGGAUGUAAACAUUUGUGCACAGAAUGAGAGAAAUAAACUUGUUGUGCAUAUGGAACAUUUCUGGGGUCUUUUUUUUCAGCUCAUGAAACAUGGGACUAACACUUUACAUGUUGUGUUUAUAUUUUUGUUCAGUGUAAUAUGCAUUCCACCAUACGGCAUUAACCUGUAGCCACAUCAAAUAUUUACUUAUUUUAGCACACAUUCAAUGUCUUUGUAUAUACUGCCAUCUACUGGCAAUAUGAUACUGACUAUAAAGCAGGGUACACAAAAGUUGCAUUCAGUGGCUUUGUAGCUUUCAUUGUGUAAGUGCCCUACAGUAAAUAUCAUUAUUUAUAUGUAUUUAUAUAUAUAAAAUGAUCUGAAAUCCGGUGUGGGAGAUAUCCCUGUCUGGUGGCCAGUUGGCUCUGGCAGUGUUGGACAAGCAGGAGAUCGGCAGUCCAAGGCUUCCCCCACACCCUGGCCACAGUGCCUAGCUGGAAGAUCUGCCACCCCCAGUGUGUCACCAGGUCCUGCCCAGCUACAAGGAGCUAGGGGUCCAGACCCUCCUCAGCAAACUGGUAGUGGAUGUUAACCCUUCUGGCACAGAACUGACAACUGUCACACCCAUCAAG
Messenger RNA from Coregonus sp. 'balchen', 2710 nucleotides. NCBI's taxonomy places the organism in Eukaryota, Metazoa, Chordata, Actinopteri, Salmoniformes, Salmonidae. The record is from the annotation of a GenBank genome assembly.